AUAUAUGAGUGUAUGUUAAAUAUAGUGGUUAGUACUUCAUUAAGUUCGCUGAAAUGAAGUUGCUGGCGAUAUUAAGUUUGGUGGCGGUGGCCUGCCAUGGCUCAACCUUGAAGCAUCAGAGAAGGUUCCCAGAUGACUUCCUCUUCGGUACCGCUACUGCCUCCUACCAGAUUGAGGGAGCUUGGAAUGAAGAUGGCAAGGGAGAAAAUAUUUGGGACUACAUGACCCACACCAACCCGACUGUCAUCAGAGACCAGAGCAAUGGGGAUGUUGCUGCCGACUCCUAUCACAACUACAAGCGUGAUGUCGAGAUGAUGAGGGAACUAGGCUUAGACGCCUACCGGUUCUCUAUGUCAUGGUCUAGAAUCCUUCCUACAGGAAUGGCCAAUGAAGUCAACCCAGCAGGCAUUGAAUUCUACAACAACUACAUCAACGAAAUGCUUAAAUACAACAUUGAACCAAUGGUAACACUAUACCAUUGGGAUCUUCCCCAAAAACUUCAAGAACUCGGAGGGUUCACAAAUCCCUUGAUCAGCGACUGGUUCGAAGACUACGCAAGGGUUGUGUUCGAGAAUUUCGGAGACAGGGUUAAAUAUUUCAUCACUUUCAACGAGCCUAGAGAGAUCUGUUACGAAGGUUAUGGAUCGAAUACUAAAGCUCCUAUUCUAAAUGCAACUGGGGUUGGUACUUACCUGUGUGCCAAGCACUUGGUACUCGCUCAUGCUAAAGCCUACCAUUUGUAUGACAAGGAGUUCAGGGCUUCUCAGGGAGGAGAAUGUGGCAUCACUAUAAGUGUGAACUGGUUUGGUCCAGCCACUGAGACUGCUGAAGAUGAAUUCGCUGCUGAACUUAUGAGGCAAGCUCAGUGGGGAAUAUACGCCCACCCCAUCUUCUCAGCCGAAGGUGGUUUCCCCAGCGAACUCUCCGAGAGAAUCGCUGAGAAGAGCGCUCAGCAAGGCUUCCCCUGGUCUCGUCUUCCUGAGUUCACUGAAGAAGAGAAGGCUUUGGCCAAAGGAGCAUCAGAUUUCUUCGGAGUGAACCACUACACUGCUUACUUGGUGUCAGCUUCUGAACACAAAUCGUACCCGGUGCCUUCUAUGUUGGAUGACGUUGGUGCUGGCUCUUAUGUGCCUGAUGACUGGCCGAAGUCUGCGUCUUCUUGGUUGACUCUUGCUCCUGACAGCAUCCACAAAGCUCUCAUCCAUCUGAACAUAAUCUACAACAAGCCAGUCUUCUACAUCACUGAAAACGGCUGGUCUACCGACGAGAGCAGAGAUCUGAUAGAUGAUGACAGGAUCACCUACUACAGAGCUUCUAUGGAGAGUCUUCUCAACUGCCUCGAUAGUGGAAUUAAUCUUAAGGGUUAUAUGGCCUGGAGUCUCAUGGAUAACUUUGAAUGGAUGGAAGGUUACAUUGAACGCUUCGGUCUUUAUCAAGUGGACUUCUCCGACCCUGCUCGCACACGCACCCCCAGGAAGUCAGCAUUCGUGUACAAGCACAUCGUCAAGCAUCGCUACGUAGACUACGAGUACCAGCCCGAGUCCAUGACUAUGACCAUCGAUACAGGACACUGAAGAUUGAUUUACAAUGAUCUUAACUUUUAAAUAAAUUAAGUAAGCAUUA
Messenger RNA from Helicoverpa zea (corn earworm), 1623 nucleotides. RefSeq names its product myrosinase 1-like. The record is from RefSeq and is a predicted model, not a curated record. The transcript is spliced from 6 exons. Bases 54 to 1574 code for a protein of 506 amino acids. Gene Ontology annotation, molecular function: beta-glucosidase activity. Gene Ontology annotation, biological process: carbohydrate metabolic process. NCBI's taxonomy places the organism in Eukaryota, Metazoa, Arthropoda, Insecta, Lepidoptera, Noctuidae.